This is a messenger RNA of Acanthamoeba castellanii str. Neff, 1308 nucleotides long. Its product is annotated as betalactamase. The record is from RefSeq and is a predicted model, not a curated record. NCBI's taxonomy places the organism in Eukaryota, Discosea, Longamoebia, Acanthamoebidae. The coding region runs from base 1 to 1308 and encodes 435 amino acids. The transcript is spliced from 11 exons.
AUGGUACAGCGUGGAAGAAGUGCUGCGCUGCUGGUGGCGGUCGUCCUGUGCGCCGUUUUCGUUGCGGGCGGUGCUGCCGCAAACUGGUCCGAUGUGGACCAGAUCCUCCAGGCCGGAGUGCAGGACGGAGCCUACCCCGGCUGCGUCGCCCUCGUAGGCAACAAGAACGGAAUCAUCUAUGAGCGUGCCGUGGGGCACUACACGUAUGGCGCCACGCCGCCCUUCAGCUCCCGCAACCCGCCCAUGGCCAUCGACACCCUCUUUGACAUGGCGAGCUGCACCAAGGUCACCACCACCACCACCGCCGUGGCCCAGUUCUACCAGCGCGGCGAGCUGCCCCUGCACACGCGCAUCGCCGACGUGCUGGGCAAGGAGUACGCCCAGCACGGGAAGGGCGACAUCACGGUCCUCAACUGCCUGCUCCACAACACGGGCUACCCUCCCGACCCCAGCCCCAACUACUGGGACCCGGCGUUCGGCUGCCCGGAGACCCGCAAGCCGCACCCGGAGGAGAACUUCUCGUGCCAGGACCGCAUCUACAAGAGCCUCCUCGCGCAGACCCUGGCCAACCCCGUCGGCAGCGUCUACGUCUACUCCGACCUCAGCAUGAUCACGCUCAUGUACGUGGUGGGCAAUCUGGCCAAGGACCUCGGCUACGUCAAGCCCACCGACCUUAUCGCCGGCUGCGACCAGGGAGGCCCCGGUGCCGCUCAGUGCUAUUUCGAGGCGUAUGUGCGCCGCUACGUGUUCCACCAGGCGUCGAUGUACGAUUCGUACGAGUGGAGCCGCUCCGCGCCCUGCGAAAACGACACCACCUACCUCCACAAGGUCAUUCAGGGCCAAGUGUCGGACGGCAACGCCUACGCGCUGGGUGGCAUUGCGGGCCACGCCGGCCUCUUCUCCAACGUGAGGGAUCUCUUCAAGCUCAUGCACAGGUGGAUGUGGGCCGCCCCCAAUGACCACUGGCUCAAUACGAGCACGGCCGAGUUCUUCGUGAAGGAGUACAACCACUCGCAGAGCAGCCGCGCGCUCGGCUGGAACACCAACGACCCCACCGUGCGCGACCAGGGCUGGGGCCUCUCCUGCGGCGCCCUCAGUGCCAAGACCUUCAUGCACAUCGGGUACACGGGCACUGAGAUGUGCGGAGACCCCGUCAAUGGCGUCGUUACCAUUCUGCUCACCAACAGGGUCUACCCUUCGUCGGACAACGAGAAGGUGGGCAUCUACCGCCGCAAGUUCAACAACGCCGUGGUACAAGUCCUCGGCCUCUCCGGCUCGGACUCAGGCCCCAUCGUCGUCCAGGAGUAA